CUCAAGCACUAUUUGAUCAGUCUGCAUAUUACAUGUAUAUGCAUGUAAGCAAGAGAGAGAGAUUCCAAUAGAGUAGAUACAUUCCCAUUCAUAUCGUCCACAUCUGGCAACUCGUCUUCAACCUAGAUAGUGGUGGCGUCAGCGCGGUGUUAUUCGAACUUUUCUUCGAAUUAAUACUUCAGCAUCUAUUUUGUCACGAUGAAAGUCAUUAUGGAAUGUUUCAUUCUGGUAGCAUCGGUAACGGUAUUGGGGAUACUUCUGGAAUAUUUCAGUACUAACGACGCAAUAGUACCUUGCAGUACGAGUCGGAAACUGUUGCAUGCUUACGGGAGAGGAUCUUGCAGAAUGAUGAUUAGGUCGUUGGAGUUUAGGCCCGCUAAUCAUACGGAUUUUAACCUUAAUCAUAUGGUCACUUCAUAUGUGAGAAAUGCCUCAAGAAUUUUAGCAGGCCAACCGAAAGAAUCUUCAGAGAAAGAUGUUUCGUACGAUGUAUGUCAAAAAGCUACCUUAGUCACACCACAUUCCUAUCCUCUGACUGCCUUGGCUAGUUUUCCUGGAUCUGGAAAUACUUGGGUGCGAUAUCUCUUGGAGAGAGCGUCCGGAUUUUACACCGGGAGUGUGUACUAUGAUAAAGGGCUUUACAACGGAGGUUUUAAAGGAGAACCUGAGAAACCUGAAAAGGGAACUACUCUUAUCGUCAAAACCCAUGAAAUGAGAUGGCAGAAAUCUUACAAGAUGUUUGAAAAAGCGGUACUGAUUGUACGGAAUCCCUAUGAUUGUUUGCUAGCCUAUGCUAACUUUAAUGCUAAAGGUCAUACAGGGUUUGCAUCACGCAAGUACUUCAAAUCUCAUGAAUGGGAUAACUUCGUUGAGAAGAAUUCUCAGAUCUGGGAGAAUACUAUAGCAUCGUGGAUCGCUCUGAAUAACACCUUGGUUGUAUUUUACGAAGACCUCCAAUCAGAACUCCGUCAACAGAUCACAAGAAUUCUAAAGUUUCUGGGUGUUCCUCUCGACGAGGAAAGACUAAGAUGUACGGAAGCUUAUCCACAGGGGAGAUUUCGUCGUAACAAGACCGACAGUGAUAGAUUGUUCGAUCCUUACACAGAACAGCAUGAAACAAUCAUUAAAACCCAUAUCGACGCAGCUUCAAAACUUCUUCUUGAAAAAAGCUACAUUUCGAAGAACUUAACUUAUUCCCGCCUAUUAAGAAUCAACGGAACUCUAUAACUAUCAAGAUACAAUGUGUUAUUAAUAUCAGUCUCCCAUUUGUUGUAAUUUAUCAAUAUUCAAAAAUGUAUAAAA
Molecule: messenger RNA, 1302 nt
Organism: Lytechinus variegatus (green sea urchin)
Lineage: Eukaryota; Metazoa; Echinodermata; Echinoidea; Temnopleuroida; Toxopneustidae
Product: WSC domain-containing protein 2-like
Exons: 4
Coding region: 199-1227 (342 amino acids)
Molecular function (GO): sulfotransferase activity
Source: RefSeq, a predicted model, not a curated record